Molecule: messenger RNA, 4355 nt
Organism: Talpa occidentalis (Iberian mole)
Lineage: Eukaryota; Metazoa; Chordata; Mammalia; Eulipotyphla; Talpidae
Gene: CRNKL1
Product: crooked neck pre-mRNA splicing factor 1
Exons: 14
Coding region: 167-2230 (687 amino acids)
Biological process (GO): mRNA splicing, via spliceosome; spliceosomal complex assembly
Cellular component (GO): U2-type catalytic step 2 spliceosome; precatalytic spliceosome; Prp19 complex
Molecular function (GO): protein binding
Source: RefSeq, a predicted model, not a curated record
CGGGAGGUCACUUCCUCAUCCAGUUCCGGGAUCUCGCUGGUAGCCUGCUCGGUACUUCUGCGUGGUCCGGAGGUCGCGGAGCGCGGCCGCGCCGGUGACGAGCGUGACAUCGCGGUCUUAGCUCCAGAGUCUCACGGUUCUCCUGAGCAACGCGGCUUUUGCAAACAUGGCGGCCUCCACCGCGGCCGGGAAGCAGCGGAUUCCCAAAGUGGCCAAGGUAAAAAACAAAGCCCCAGCUGAGGUACAGAUAACUGCCGAACAACUUUUAAGAGAAGCUAAAGAAAGAGAACUUGAGCUUCUUCCACCUCCACCACAACAGAAGAUCACAGAUGAAGAAGAGUUAAAUGAUUACAAACUAAGGAAAAGGAAGACUUUUGAAGAUAACAUAAGAAAAAACAGGACUGUGAUUAGUAACUGGAUAAAAUACGCACAAUGGGAAGAGAGCUUAAAGGAGAUUCAAAGGGCUCGAUCCAUAUACGAGCGUGCCUUAGAUGUAGACUAUCGAAAUAUUACACUUUGGCUGAAAUAUGCAGAAAUGGAAAUGAAGAAUCGCCAGGUCAACCAUGCCCGAAAUAUCUGGGACCGGGCCAUAACUACCCUACCACGAGUCAACCAGUUCUGGUACAAGUACACGUACAUGGAGGAGAUGCUGGGAAACAUUGCCGGUGCCCGUCAAGUGUUUGAGCGCUGGAUGGAAUGGCAGCCUGAGGAGCAAGCCUGGCAUUCCUACAUCAACUUCGAGCUGAGAUACAAGGAGGUGGAUCGGGCCCGCACCAUUUAUGAACGAUUUGUUCUCGUGCACCCUGAUGUUAAGAACUGGAUCAAGUAUGCCCGCUUUGAAGAAAAACAUGGUUAUUUUGCUCAUGCACGGAAAGUUUAUGAGAGAGCUGUCGAAUUCUUUGGAGAGGAACAUAUGGAUGAACACCUCUAUGUUGCCUUUGCCAAAUUUGAAGAAAAUCAGAAAGAGUUUGAAAGGGUACGAGUAAUCUACAAAUAUGCCUUGGAUAAAAUUUCAAAACAAGAAGCCCAAGAACUCUUUAAAAAUUAUACCAUCUUUGAGAAGAAAUUUGGUGAUAGACGGGGUAUUGAAGACAUCAUCGUGAGCAAAAGGAGAUUCCAGUAUGAAGAAGAAGUAAAGGCUAACCCACACAAUUAUGAUGCAUGGUUUGAUUACUUGCGCUUGGUGGAAAGUGACGCAGAAGCAGAAACUGUGAGAGAAGUCUAUGAAAGAGCCAUUGCCAAUGUUCCGCCCAUCCCAGAGAAGAGACACUGGAAGCGCUACAUCUACCUGUGGGUCAACUAUGCACUCUAUGAAGAAUUGGAGGCAAAGGAUCCCGAAAGAACAAGACAGGUAUAUCAAGCAUCUUUGGAACUAAUCCCUCACAAAAAGUUCACAUUUGCCAAAAUGUGGUUACUGUAUGCACAAUUUGAAAUAAGACAGAAAAAUUUACCAUUUGCCAGAAGAGCUUUGGGAACUUCGAUAGGCAAAUGUCCGAAGAACAAGUUAUUUAAAGGUUACAUAGAAUUGGAACUACAGCUUCGAGAAUUUGACAGAUGCCGGAAGCUUUAUGAGAAGUUCCUGGAAUUUGGACCUGAAAAUUGUACUUCUUGGAUUAAAUUUGCAGAACUAGAGACUAUACUUGGCGAUAUUGAAAGAGCCCGGGCAAUUUACGAGUUAGCCAUCAGUCAGCCACGCUUAGACAUGCCAGAGGUUCUUUGGAAAUCAUAUAUUGAUUUUGAAAUUGAACAGGAAGAAACUGAAAGAACACGAAAUCUUUAUCGACGAUUGCUUCAGCGGACGCAACAUGUCAAGGUAUGGAUCAGUUUUGCUCAGUUCGAGUUGUCUUCCGGGAAAGAAGGAAGUUUGACUAAAUGUAGACAAAUUUACGAAGAGGCUAACAAAACUAUGAGAAACUGUGAAGAAAAGGAAGAGAGACUUAUGCUGCUAGAAUCUUGGCGAAGUUUUGAAGAUGAAUUUGGAACAGUAUCAGAUAAGGAGAGAGUCGACAAACUCAUGCCAGAGAAAGUCAAAAAGAGGAGAAAGGUUCAGGCUGAUGAUGGGUCUGAUGCAGGCUGGGAAGAAUACUAUGAUUACAUCUUUCCAGAAGAUGCUGCCAACCAACCCAACCUCAAACUCCUGGCCAUGGCCAAACUUUGGAAGAAACAGCAACAGGAAAAGGAGGCUGCUGAGCAAGAUGCAGAUAAGGACAUUGAUGAGAGUGAAUCUUGAUCUUGUUCAUAUUGAUAAAUGUUUUUAUUUUUAUAAAUAGUUUGGAAUUCCUGUGACUCUUAAGUUUUUGUAUAUUUCACCACUAAUGAAUUGAUUGGACUUUUGGAAACUACUUUUCAAAUUACUUUUACAUGCUCUUGGGUGAGUUUGGGAUGGGAAUUGCAAGUAAGGGAAUUUUCUAAACUGCUGGACUUUUUUAUGAGUCCAAACAAUUUUUUGUCCAUAACAUGCACUAGGAAAUGAAUUAAUUUUGUCUAUUUUAGAUGGAACUGCUGACUUUUGAAGAACCUUUUCUAAAAGUUUUGAAGUUACAGUCUGUAGUAACUUUUAAGUAUACUUUCUCAUGCUUGUCUUUGUAUUUUAUGUAUUUGAGACCUGUAACUUUUUCAUGUCUUCAGUCACACUGACUUGAGUUCCAUUCCCUUCUCAGCCACUUAGCGAUAUAAUGUAACCUUUAUUUUCAGUUUAUUCAUUCCUGUAUUGAAUCACAUAUUGCCAACUCAUUUUGAAGAUUAAAUGAUAAAAGGAAUAUACCUGGCACAUAGUAAUUGCUCAGUAAAAUUUUCCCAGCAACUUUCUUAUUCAUUAUAGAAUUAAAUGUGCUUGGAUUAAUUUCUACAUAUCCUUACCUCCUUAAUAGUUGUCAUUUAUUAUUAUUUUUGAAGACAUUAAUUGGAAAAUAAUUGAGUUACUAUAUUACUGAACAAAGUAUUUUUUACCAAAGACAUUUCAGUUCAAUUUCAUUUAUGCUAUAAUCAUUAGUUUCUCAAACUGGUUGAGUUCUGUAUGUCUUGUUUAGAGAAUCGUUAAUACACGUUGUGAAAAAUGAUAUCCAUGCUCAAAUAAAUUUGGGAAACCUAGAUUAGUUAGGCAUUCUUAGUCAUAAAUCUUUAUAGUUAGGUUUCUCCGAGGGUAUGAUGUGUUACUCUACAUUACAAAUGACCAGAAACAAUACUGGUAUGUUUCCCAAACAUAAUGGGUAAGGAAUCCUUUGUCUCAAUACCAAUAAACAUCUCCCAGUACACUGCAGUAGAAAGUACCUACCCCUAACAACUGACACAUAAAACUUACCCUUAUUAAAAACAACUUAACCCUUGUACCUGGUUGCCGCACUGCAUGUAAAAGCUCAAUAAAAGCCUGAGAAACAAAAAAAAAAAAACUUGGUUUAGAACAUGUGGAAAACACCUAAGAUGUUCAUGCUAAAUAAUCAAACUUAAAAGUAGCACAAGGAUGAUGUCUUUGGUGAUACAUUGCUCACAUUCUCAAGCAAAAAAAGUCUUAACUGAUCUGAUCGUGUCAUUUAACCUGGCCUAUAUUUUUCAAGCCUGCUUUUUCUUUUGUUCAGAGCCUAAGCUAUCUGACUAAAAUGGAAUCUUCAAGAUUUUUUUCACUUAUGACAACUGGAGAAUUCAUUAUUUGCAGGUUUAAUUGGGCAAACAUACUAAGUUUGCAAGAGUUAUUCACCCAAAGGAAUUAAAAGCUAGUCAGUGUUACUAAAUUUUAUCUUAAAAAUUAUAGCAUCAAAGAGCAGGAAAAAAAAGAAUUAUUAGGAUCAACGGUAAACCUGUUUUCAGCCUCACUGCUUUAGUCACCGGAACAAUGUUAGCUAGUGGAGUGACAAAUAGGUUUGUUUAGUUCUAGGUAUAUCUAGUCAGCAAAAGGAGCACUUGUGAUUUUAAGUCCUUUGUCUUAGUAUGCACAGUAAAGGAUAUGAUGAAAAUGGGUCAAAAUGCUAUUACGUUACUACUCUUACAGGUCUUUAGAAUUACUUGUCUAUGUUGCAUAAAUGCAUAAGAAAAAAGAAAUCAGUGAUCAUGAUCGCAAUGUAAAACUUAAUAACACUUUCUGGGGGAAAAAAACAAACUUUCUGGCAAAUGCCAGUAUGAAAUGCAUGAAGGAAGGUUAUUCUCUCUUGGCAGAACAUAAGGAUUCAUUUCUUACCGUCAAUUCCACCAAAAUAAGUACUUUUAAAAGUAAAACUUUUAAUAAUCAUUUCUGUGCAUUUUUUUUUCAUAUACUAUGUUUACGUACUGAUUUUUCAGAUACUACAGGUGAUGAAACUGCAUGUGAAAAUAUGUGGUUGGGCUAUGAUCCAGUUAUAAGGCCUUUAUUUGGAAAUUAGGUU